Messenger RNA from Coregonus sp. 'balchen', 1802 nucleotides. NCBI's taxonomy places the organism in Eukaryota, Metazoa, Chordata, Actinopteri, Salmoniformes, Salmonidae. The record is from the annotation of a GenBank genome assembly.
AUGCAGAGGGUGUACGUCCGCCUAGAUGCAGAGAACUUGUACCGCCAACACAGUUCCCCUGCGGCACAUAUGAGUUGGGCCGGGGCUGACUGGACCACCCAGGCAGUUAAGCACGCUCAGCUAGACACUGCCCACAUAUAUGGACAAGCAAUGACAGAGCGGCAUGGACUAAGAUACAGUAGAAUAUUAUAGAAUAGAAUACAGUAUAGACAUAUGAGAUGAGUAGUGCAAGAUGUGUAAACAUUAUUAAAGUGACUAGUGUUCCAUUUCUUAAAGUGGCCAGUGAUUUCAAAUAGGAAGCAGCAGCCUCUAAUGUGCUAGUGAUGGCUAUUUAACAGUCUGAUGGCCUUGAGAUAGAAGCUGUUUUUCAUUCUCUCGGUCCCAGCUUUGAUGCACCUGUACUGACCUCGUCUUCUGGAUGCCACAGGCAGUGGCUCGGGUGGUUGAUGUCCUAGAUUAUCUUUUUGGCCUUCCUGUGACAUCGGGUGCUGUAGGUGUCCUGGAGGGCGGGUAGUUUGCCCCCGGUAAUGCAUUCGGCAGACAGCACCACCCUCUGGAGAGCCCUGCGGUUGCGGGCGGUGCAAUUGCCGUUCCAGGCGGUGAUGUUGGCCCAACUCCAAAAGUUCACAGUCACCCAGUCAGAACUAGCAGAGCCCAGGCGAGAAAAAAAUUCCUUGGGGCGCUACUCUCAAUAGGUGCAGCCGUAGGGUCACUAUUUGCUCUAGGUACCACUGCUGUCAACGCAAUCAGUCUAGCCACGGUCAAAAUAAAUGUUAGGGAGAUUACUGAAGAGAUGCUACUUAUCACAGGCACUCAGGUUGCAGCAUGUAGGAAGGUCUCUCCAGGACACUAUUCUGGUGGUAAACACACACGCUACUCUCCGAACAAAACCCUCCUGUUGGUAGGCAAGCUAGUAGAGGUCAUGAACCAUGACUAUGCCCAUGUCCAAUAUGUUCGAUUGUUGUUGGAGGGUUUUCUCCAUGAAGUUAGCUCUUCUAUGGACCAGUUGGCCGUGAAUAGAAUCCCCUCAUAUCUAGUGCCCCUCUCAAUGGUGCACAACAUAUUGACCUCAGCUACCACAACCAUGAUAAAGCCAUUACAGUCACACCUGGUCUAUAGUCUGGGGUCUGCAAUUCCAAUACACGUUGAUGUUAAUCAAAAUGAAGUGGGAUUUUUACUGACGCUGCCAGUUAUUGAACUGGAGAAUAUCUAUAGAUUGAAAACAGUUCUAAAGGUCGGAUUUUGGCGCGACAACAUCCAUGUGAAAAUCAUCACACCUCCAGUCAUAGCUUAUCAGGAACACAUUCCAGAUUUCUAUCUCACCCCUAACCUGUUAAUAUGUACUCUAACCAAAGAAGUCCACUACUUGUGUUCUAGCAAACCCUUCGUCAGGGAUAACACUGAGCGCCUUUGUGGCCUUAAGCCUAUCACCAGCGAAGAACGCUGUAGAGCCAAACUUGUAGCAAGAGGUGGAGUCACCACGACGCAAGUGGAAGUGGUAGGGAAUCAAUGGCUGAUUAACACCCCAUUCACGUCUGCCACUAUGACUUACGAAUGCCAUGACUUAUGGAUAAUCAGAGGGGGUGAUUAUCCAUAUAGACGACCUAGCCCUAUACCAACUUCCUGACGACAGGAUAGACACAGAUAUUGAAAUGCCUGACGCUUUUGCUAAACAUUCCCUUGAGUUACCACCAGCUAUUCAAAACCAAAUUCAGUACGAGGGACCGAUGACUGUUGAUUUUAGCGUACUGAAUGAGGCACUUUUAGUUGACCCGAUUGGCUAUAAGCCAAAAGAUUGUUCC